UUUUAGACAUAAGUUUACCAUCACGAUAGUUUCGAAUUCAACCAUCGAUCACAUUACUGUCAACGUCGAGCUCUUCCACCUCUAACACUCUGCUGGGCAAGUUGAACCUGGCCAAAAAGCGGGCCAUUUUAGCCGGACAGACGGAAGAGCGCCAACGCGACUACCACUAGUUGCUCGCACCCGACGCCACAACCCCUGCCAGCUGUGCCCAGUUAGCUCCGGUCGUAGAGCACCUUCCAGCACAGCAGCCGCUCCACGUGUCCCGAUCCGAGCCGAUCUAUUGGAGGAGAAAGCGCCAUCAACAAUCAGCGAUGCAGGUGCAGGGGCUUCUCCUAGUAUUGGCACUGCUGCCAACACUGGCCCUCGGCCUGCUGGAGGGAUUGUACUGCGGCAAGGAGAACUGCUACGAUGUGCUGGGCGUUACCAGGGAGUCCUCCAAGUCGGAGAUCGGCAAGGCCUACCGCCAGCUGGCCAGGCGCUAUCAUCCGGACUUGCAUCGCGGCGAGGAGGCUAAGGCAACGGCGGAGACACAGUUUAAGCUGGUGGCCACCGCCUACGAGAUCCUGAGGGACGAGGAGUCGCGCACGGACUACGACUACAUGCUGGACAAUCCGGAUGCGUACUAUGCGCAUUACUAUCGCUACUACCGUCGCCGCGUGGCCCCCAAGGUGGACGUGCGCGUUGUCAUCGUGGUGGUGCUCACUAUUGUCUCCGUGAUCCAGUAUUAUUCCGGCUGGCAGCGUUACGAUUCUGCCAUCAAGUACUUCGCCACGGUGCCCAAGUACAGGAAUCAGGCGCUGGACAUAGCACGCGACGAGAUCCAGGAGCGCAUCCAGAAGAAGGGCAAGAACCGCAUGUCGAAGACGGAUCAACGCGAGGAGCUGGAGCGCAUCAUCCGUCGGGUGAUCGAGGAGAAGAUGGACGUCAAGGGCGGCUACGCGAAGCCAACGCUCUGGGAUGUCCUGUGGGUGCAGCUCAUUAUCUGCCCAUACACGAUACUCUCGUUCAUCGUGUGGCAUGCCCAGUGGUUCUGGCGCUAUACGGUGUUGAAGCAGCCCUAUGGCCGCGAGCAGAAGCUUCAUCUUAUACGCCGGAACCUGGGCAUGGGCCAGCAUCAGUUCGAGGCGCAGGAGGAUAAGCUAAUCGAGGAGUAUCUGCAUCUUGAGCUGUGGAAGCGUGACAAUUUCGUGGCCUGGAAGGCGGAACAGGAUGAAGAGAUGAAGAAGAAGCUGGCGGAGAAUCCGCGCUACAAGGCCUACCGGCGCUACAUGAAGAACCAUGGCCCCGGGCGCAUCACCUUCGAGGAUUAGGCAGCUAGCUGUUGUGAGUGUGAAUGCGUUCAAGUUUUAUUGUUCCAUGUGGAGUUCUGGAUGCAAUUCCUUAGCCUCGCCCCUACCGUCUAAAUUUUAAUCAUAAUAUUUAAUAUACACAUAUAUAUUUUUUGUACACCGACUAAAAUAUGAGAGAAUAUGUAAAUGCCCCGGCAUCCCCCAGCCGUAGGGCGAAUCGUUGACCCCGUGCCGGAGUGCUCCGCCGAAACCGGUUCAAGAACGUGGCCAAUCUCGGCGGUUCACUCCGCCACAGUGGUCGCCGGCUACCAUGGACUAUAAAUCACCCUAGAACAAUUGCCCCAAACUAAAUAGUGUGUGUGUAUAUGCGUGCGUGCAAAGAGCGAAAUACUAACAACACAUGAUACUUGACUAACCCGAGCCUGUAAUAAACUAGAUAGAAUUUA
Molecule: messenger RNA, 1735 nt
Organism: Drosophila serrata
Lineage: Eukaryota; Metazoa; Arthropoda; Insecta; Diptera; Drosophilidae
Product: dnaJ homolog subfamily C member 25 homolog
Biological process (GO): protein folding
Cellular component (GO): endoplasmic reticulum membrane
Source: RefSeq, a predicted model, not a curated record